GGAGGUGAGACCGCCCUAUUUACUCGGUGCCUGACCGUGCAUUAUUCAUUCGCAGCCCGUUUUCGAACUCUCUUAUGGAUCAUCUACGGCUCGUAGCUUUUGCGUUGCGUGACGGCGGCGGCAAACAGAGGACCGCCUGCUCAUCUGCUCAUGGCUGGAUGGCCUAUUGCGGGCCAUCCUAGCCGUGCGGCGCGCAGCUGUCGGGCCUCCGUGACGGCGCCGCUCGCCAUGGACGCACUGCUCACUUCGUCUCGGCCGAAGGGCCUCCGUUCGCAUGAACGGUACGACCUCGGACAGAGCGCGCCAGCGGAGGCCGGCCGCCCUGCGCGGCGCGCCACCUUGACGCCAGUCGGCGUGGCCUCGGCCCCAGUCUGACGCGCCUGGACGCUGCCAGGCUGUCUAGACCGUCCUUGGGUGAGCCACGAGGGCGGCCGCCUCCGGUCGCCAUGGCGAGAGGCCUCCACACACCCCAGUCGCGCGACGUCGACGCGCGCCGCCGCCGGCACCCCACUCACCCCCUACGAACGAAACGCAGGUCGUCACGAUGGCGCGGACCGUCGCGGCGUUGGCCCUCGUGGCCGGGGCCUCCGCCCUGGUGGCGCCGGUCUCGAAGGUCUCGAAGGUCGUCGAGAAGUACACGGACUCCACAUUAAAAUCGUCGCCGGGCGGCUUCAUGGAGCAGGGCACGGAAAUGUUCCAGGAGCAGUUCCCCGAAUUUAACAGCUAUGGCUGGGGCGUGUCCGUCAAGGCGGAACGGUGGAACGGGCGCCACGCCAUGUUCGGCUGGGCCUUCAUCAUCGCGACGGGCUACUGCAAGGCCCACGGCCUCAUCCCCGACCCCGAGAAGCUCUUAGAUUUCAAGCAGUGGGGCACGCUCGCCAUCAUCUCCGGCGGCAAGGGCGGCGGCAUCACGAUCACGAACGAGCGCGCGUGCAUCCUCGUCGCGAACAUCCACUUUUUGGUGGUGUCGCUGUGUGCCGCGUUCUGCCCGCUCCCGUUCCAGGACACGCUCCUCCUCGAACCGGGGGAGCCCGACGAGGAGCCCGCCGGUCUGGUGCCGGCCUUCGACACCGGAUUAACCCCCGCGGCGGAGCUCUGGAACGGCCGUUUGGCGAUGCUCGGCCUCAUUAUCUUCUCGGCGUACAGCAUGAUCUACCAGAUCCCGUUCCUGAACGCCGUGGACAACGCGCUCGGCGGGUUGCUGCUGGCGCCGGCGGGCGGCGCUGCGGCGGCGGUCGCGGACGUGGCCGAGGCCGUGGCCGAGGCGGCGCCGGUCGCCUAGAGAGUUCCUGGUGGUGGGGCUCGUGUAACAGACAUUCGUUCUA
Molecule: messenger RNA, 1325 nt
Organism: Pelagomonas calceolata
Lineage: Eukaryota; Pelagophyceae; Pelagomonadales; Pelagomonadaceae
Source: the annotation of a GenBank genome assembly